GGGGCCGUAGGCGGGGCGGGCGGCGGCGGCGGCGGCGGCGGCGGGGCCAGGACCCAGACAUCUGGGACUGUUGUUGUUCUCUCGCGGCGCGACCGCCUCAGUCACUUCGCCCAGAGACCCGGACCUGGUCCGCUGGGGAGCAGGCGGCCAUAAACCCCCUCUCUCCCGGUUCCCUGACGCCGCGGCAGGAGCUGUUACAAACACCCUGCGGUUGGUCUCCGAUGCCCUUCAGUGAGGUGGGGACGCCUGGACCCUGGUGAGCGAACCCCAAGCCACCCCCCACCCCAACUCAGUGUCUUCGCCGGCCCCCGGCCCGUACACCUGUCUGGUCGCCAUGGCUGAAAACACAGAGGGGGAUCUGAACUCCAACCUGCUCCACGCCCCCUACCACACCGGGGACCCUCAGCUGGACACGGCCAUCGGGCAGUGGCUCCGCUGGGAUAAGAAUCCCAAAACAAAAGAGCAGAUUGAAAACCUGUUACGGAAUGGGAUGAACAAGGAGCUGCGAGAUCGUCUUUGUUGCCGAAUGACUUUUGGGACUGCAGGACUUCGUUCUGCCAUGGGGGCAGGGUUUUGCUAUAUUAAUGACCUUACAGUAAUACAGUCAACACAGGGGAUGUACAAAUACCUUGAGAGAUGUUUCUCAGACUUCAAGCAGAGAGGCUUUGUGGUUGGGUAUGACACUCGGGGUCAAGUAACUAGCAGCUGCAGCAGCCAGAGGCUUGCUAAACUCACUGCUGCAGUCUUGCUGGCCAAAGAUGUUCCUGUGUACCUUUUUUCAAGAUAUGUUCCUACACCUUUUGUACCAUAUGCAGUUCAGAAGCUCAAAGCAGUUGCAGGUGUGAUGAUUACUGCCUCUCACAACCGCAAGGAAGACAAUGGAUACAAGGUUUACUGGGAAACUGGUGCUCAGAUCACGUCUCCUCAUGAUAAAGAAAUUCUAAAAUGUAUAGAAGAAUGUGUGGAACCCUGGAAUGGUUCCUGGAAUGAUAAUUUAGUGGAUACCAGCCCGCUGAAGAGAGACCCUCUGCAGGACAUUUGCAGGAGAUACAUGGAAGAUCUGAAAAAGAUCUGUUUUUACAGGGAGUUAAACUCGAAGACCACCUUGAAAUUUGUGCACACAUCUUUUCAUGGGGUCGGACAUGACUAUGUGCAGUUGGCUUUUAAAGUGUUUGGUUUUAAGCCUCCAAUUCCAGUACCAGAACAAAAAGAUCCUGAUCCAGACUUUUCUACCGUUAAAUGUCCAAAUCCUGAAGAAGGAGAAUCUGUGCUGGAACUUUCCCUGAGACUGGCAGAGAAAGAAAAUGCCCGGGUAGUGCUAGCCACAGAUCCUGAUGCAGACAGACUGGCAGCAGCAGAACUUCAGGAGAAUGGUUGUUGGAAAGUUUUCACAGGGAAUGAGUUGGCAGCUUUGUUUGGAUGGUGGAUGUUUGAUUGCUGGAAGAAAAAUAAAUCAAGAAAUGCUGAUGUGAAGAACGUUUAUAUGUUAGCCACCACAGUCUCUUCUAAAAUUUUGAAGGCAAUUGCACUUAAAGAAGGAUUUCAUUUUGAAGAAACAUUACCAGGUUUUAAAUGGAUUGGAAGUAGGAUAAUAGACCUCCUGGAAAAUGGGAAAGAAGUCCUUUUUGCAUUUGAAGAGUCUAUUGGUUUUCUCUGUGGAACUUCAGUUUUGGAUAAAGAUGGGGUGAGUGCAGCUGUUGUGGUUGCUGAGAUGGCAUCUUACCUGGAAACCAUGAAUAUAACAUUGAAACAGCAACUGGUUAAGGUUUAUGAAACAUAUGGUUAUCAUAUUUCAAAAACUUCCUAUUUCUUGUGUUAUGAACCACCUACCAUCAAAAGUAUAUUUGAAAGGCUUCGUAAUUUUGAUUCUCCAAAAGAAUAUCCAAAAUCUUGUGGAACAUUUGCUAUAUUGCAUGUACGGGACAUUACCACUGGAUAUGACAGUAGCCAGCCUAAUAAGAAAUCAGUGCUGCCUGUGAGUAAAAACAGCCAAAUGAUUACAUUUACUUUUCAAAAUGGCUGUGUUGCUACUCUUCGGACAAGCGGAACAGAACCAAAGAUAAAGUAUUAUGCAGAGAUGUGUGCGUCACCUGACCAGAGUGACACUGCUUUACUGGAGGAAGAACUGAAGAAACUCAUUGAUGCUCUGAUUGAGAAUUUUCUUCAGCCUAGUAAGAAUGGACUGAUCUGGCGUUCUGUUUAGGGGUACACCAAUACGUCAUGACACUGUGUGGGCAUAUGGAACAGAGCAACCGAGAACUGCAUACAUUGAACCUUGUGUUAGCAUUCUCUCUCUAUCUCAUCUGGCCGAGUAUCUUUUUCCUUUUAUUUUCUUUCUUUUUGGUCAACUGGCUAGACUAAACAAAGUAUAAGUUUGAAAUGAAAUGGUCUAGAGGGAAAUGAUUCAAAUUUUUUCAUAAUUCAAACAAAAGUUAUUACACUAAAAGUAUUAUAGUAACGUAUUGUCCUUCCAUUAACAGAAACAUCACAAUUCAAAAGUGAGUUUUCUUAUUAUAGUGUGAUUAAGCCUAGUUCUGUAUCUUGUAAUUGUGUAUAGCAUGGUAAAAGAAAAAAAAAAAGACAGGUAAAUGUUAUAUAAUUAUAGGGUUAGUUAAGGAAAUUAGUCCAUAAAAUUGGCAAGAAAAUGGUACUUUCCUUGAUUGUUAUGAAAAAGUGUCAUUGUGACAUCACAGGUAUUAAUUUACAAAUUAGAGUAUUUGAAAUAGGAUAUUUAGCAUUUCUGUAGUUUAGAACAGAUGUUACAGUGUGUGGUUUUGGCAUGUCUGUUUCAGGUGCCCUUGGUGCAGUAUAAAUUUACUGUAUGUAUUUAAAAUUCUGAUGUUUACUGAACAUAAAACAAUAGUGGCAACACUCCUAUUGGCUUUGUUCUUAUCAAAUUUCUCAGUGCCUUCUCAGGGUCUGGUAUGAACAGAAAAAACAGUGUUCCUGCAUUUACCAUAAUUUAAUCAGUCAAUUUUCAGAUAGCUAAGGAAAAUCUUCCAAAAUCUGUAGGUGCUUCCUCUAUAUCAAGUGAGUUUGCUGAUUUUAAAAUCUUAGGAAUAUAAAUAAAGAUCUUAAUAAAA
Gorilla gorilla gorilla (western lowland gorilla) is the source of this 3083-nucleotide messenger RNA. RefSeq names its product phosphoglucomutase 2 like 1 (gene PGM2L1). The record is from RefSeq and is a predicted model, not a curated record. Gene Ontology annotation, cellular component: nucleus. Gene Ontology annotation, molecular function: intramolecular phosphotransferase activity; glucose-1,6-bisphosphate synthase activity. The transcript has 14 exons. Lineage: Eukaryota; Metazoa; Chordata; Mammalia; Primates; Hominidae. Gene Ontology annotation, biological process: carbohydrate metabolic process. Bases 335 to 2203 code for a protein of 622 amino acids.